Cavenderia fasciculata is the source of this 3297-nucleotide messenger RNA. RefSeq lists its product as uncharacterized. The record is from RefSeq and is a predicted model, not a curated record. Gene Ontology annotation, biological process: nucleotide-excision repair. Gene Ontology annotation, cellular component: nucleus. Gene Ontology annotation, molecular function: DNA endonuclease activity; single-stranded DNA binding. Lineage: Eukaryota; Evosea; Eumycetozoa; Acytosteliales; Cavenderiaceae. Bases 1 to 3297 code for a protein of 1098 amino acids. The transcript is spliced from 3 exons.
AUGGGAGUACCUAAACUCUGGGAUUUAGUACAAGAAUGUGGAGAAAAGGUUGAUUUGGAGAGUUUACAAGACAAGGUGCUAGCGAUUGAUGCAUCGAUUUGGAUUCAUACCUUUUUGUCGUCGCUAAAGGAUGGUAGAGGUGACAUUACACCAAAUGCACAUCUAGUUGGUUUCUUUUGGAGAAUAUUGAAACUACUAACAUUCAAGGUUAGACCUAUCUUUGUAUUUGAUGGUUCUGUACCUUUUUUAAAACAAAAAACUAUUGAUGAAAGAAGAAAAAGAAGAGAAAAGACACAAAAUGCAAUUGAAAAGAAUGCAAGAAGAGUAUUAUUGAUUAAAACAUUGAAAUCACAAUUGGAAGGUUUAGAUAAAAAGGAAUUACUUGGUGAUUUAACAAUCAAUAGUGUCGAUCAAGAUCUCAUAGAUGAUGAUUUUGAAUUUGAUUUUGAAGAUGAUGAUUUGGAAAUCAUUAAUGAUAAAGAUCAAAUUGAUGAACCACCAAAAGAUAAAGACGACGAUGAAGACGGUGUUGAUGAUAGUCAACAAGUGCAAGAUGAAGAAGAGGAACAAGAUGAAAUAUUAAUAGAAGAACAACAUCAAAUUUUAAAUAGUAUUAUGAGUAAUAAUAGAAAGAAUAAUAAUAAUAAUAAUAAUAAUAAUAAUAAUAAUAAUGAACCAAUUGAUAUUGAUAGCAUUGAUAGUAGUAUUAGUAGUGAUAAAAUAGAUGAGUCAAGUAUUAAAAAAUAUUUAGAAAUUACAAAUUUACAACAACAAUUUACAACUCGAUCAAUUGAUGGUAAAUCAUUUAAUGAAUUACCAAAAGAUAUUCAAUUAGAGAUACUAGCACAAUUAAAAGUGGAAAAGCAAGCAAAUGAUAAAUUAAAGGUUAUCAAUUCAGUUAAAAAGAAUCCAAAUGAUUUUUCAACCAUUCAAUUGGGUAGUUUAUUGGAAAAAGGAAAAAUAACAAGAAGGAUGUAUAGUAUUUAUGAUUCAAUGCAAGAUGAUGUUAAAACAACUUCAAAUGAUGGUAGUUUAUUUAUUUAUCAUAAAAAUAAUACACCUGUAUCAACUCCAACCAAAUCGGUGGCGGUGGUUGGUACACCAAGUUCAUUCACCGAUAAAGUAUUAUUAUCACAACAAAAACAACAUGAUAAUUCAUUCACUACACCUACGACACCUUCAUCAUUUCAAAAAAAGAAAAGAAAAUCUACAAGCGAUACGACACCUUACAAGGUUGAAAAUGCACAUUUUGGUACUCCAUCAAAAUCACCUCAUUUCAAUAGUUUGGAAACUCUUAUUACAAGAAAGGCACUUUCAUCUGCAACUCCAACAAAACAGAAAAAUACACCAAUAACGACACAAUUAGAUAAUCAAACAGUUAUGGGUGGUAUUUCAAUUAGAUCAAGUUUUGAUACAAAUAAUAAUAAUAAUUUAUUAAAUUCUUUUAUAAAAGAAAAGGAAAAGGAAAAGGAUAUAGAUCUUGAUGAUAUACUUCCUCCAGUUGAUAUUGAUCAAUUUGAAGUUGAGAAUGAUGAAGAACAAGAUGAAGAGGAAGAUUUAGAUUUGGAUUUUGGUAAUAAUAAUAAUAUGGUUCAUAAUUAUGAUUUAGAUGAUGAUGAUAAUCAGCCAACCACGACAACCAAUACAACAAAAACCACUUCUACUUCAACUACAACAACAACAAAUACACCAAUUUUUAAAAUUAAUCGAUUUAAAAUUGAUGAUGAUGAUGAUGAAAAUGGACCACCAAUAGAUAUAGAUAAAAAAGUAAAAAAAGUUAAAGAGGAUAAAGUAGUAAUAGUAGAAGAAGAAGAAAAAGUAAUGCAAGUAGUUAAAAUAAUUGAAAAACCAAAAGAAAUUCAAUUUAUGGAAUGCCCAUUAUGUUUUAAAAUGAUUAAAGAAAAUGAAUUGGAAGGUCAUGUAUUUGCAGAGUUGGAACAACAACAACAACAACAACAACAACAACAACAACAACAACAACAACAACAACAACAACAACAACGACAACAACAACAACAACAAACUAUUAAUAAUGAAUCACCAAAAAAGAAUAAUAACAAAAUUCAACAAUCAAAAUUUGAUGAUUUAGAUAUUUUUGAACAAGAUAUUGAAAUUGAAAUUGAAAAGGAAAAAGUACAAGAAAUAGAAGAAAUUGAAGAAAUUGAAGAAAUAGAAGAAAUAGAAAAAGAGAAAGAGAAAAUAGAUAUUAUCGAUCCACUUCCCUCUUCAUUAAAAACAUUUCAAUUUACAUCAAAAGAAAGAGAAAGAAUGGAGGAGGAAUUAGGAUUAGAACAAAUUAGUGUAGAACAAAAAAUAUCAAAUCAAAUUAGAAGUGUACAUUCAAUUACCAAUGAUAUUUUAAAGGAAUGUCAUGAAUUGUUGUCAAUGUUUGGUAUACCAUUUAUAACUAGUCCAACCGAAGCUGAAUCACAAUGUGCCGAACUUUAUAAUCUUGGAUUUGUGGAUGGAGUGGUGACUGACGAUUCAGAUAUUCUACUAUUUGCUAGUCAGCCCGAUAUGGCAGUCUAUCGAAAUCUAUUUCAACACGAUCCACAAAAAUACCAACCCAAAGAAAUUAAAAGAUUGAUGGGACUCGAACGACAAGAUUUAAUUUCAUUGGCAUUGCUUUUAGGGUGUGAUUACACACCAGGUGUUCAUGGAAUUGGUAUAGUCAAUGCAAUGGAGAUUUUGGCAGAGUUUGAAAACCUACAAGAUUUUAAAAAGUAUAUCUCUGGACUAGACGGUAGCAAGCCAACCGAUCAUCCAAACUUUAUGUCUCUCCUUAAAAAGAAUCUUGUACUUGCUAGCACAUUCCCAUCGGAUCAAGUGGUUCAAGCAUUUAUCAAUCCCGAGGUCAAUAGUUCAAAGGAACCGUUCACUUGGACACACCCAGACAUCGAAUCGUUGCGUUGUCUCACCAUUGAAAAGUUUGGUUGGUCCAAUGAAAGAAUCGACUUUGUCCUAAACCCCAUCCUCAGAGUAUUGAAUAGCCAAGAAAGCAGUAAAACAGCCACUGCCAACAGUUGGAAUUCUCGUUUCUUCAUCCCUCUCAAUCAGCAACCACAAAGAGAUGGUCGUAAACAAAGACAAUUAAAACCAAAGUUUAAAAGUAAACGACUUGGCAUUGCAAUCGAUAAAAUUAAAAAGGAAAAAAAGAAAUUAGAAAGGAAAUUAGAAAAACAAUUAGAAAAACAAUUAGAAAAAGAAAUGGAAAAUGAAAUGGAUAAUACAACAUCAACAACAUCAACAACAUCAACACCAGUUGUAGAAAGAAAAAAAAAAUCUAAAAAAAAAUAA